UCUCCGAUUCAGUUCUUACGGAACCGUCGACCGGAUCGGAGUGUCGGAAACGAAUGGAACUCUCCGAACCGCGCUAACGUGUACCAAAGUGUGUAAUCCAUAAUUAUUUACUAUAGUGUUGCUGCUCUAGCACAGCAUAAGGCCGCUUAUUGUGUGUUGACCGUGCCAGAGAAUUUUUUUUUUCACCCGGACCACCCACUCACCGCAGCAUGACGCUGGAAGCAAACUCACGCUUGCCAAGGCUAGUGGGAGCUCGACAACGAAACGCAUCACGGCCACGCAAGGACCACGGCAUUGUCCUCGCAUAGCGCACUUCAUCUAUGAUGGCCUACUGUAUAGACAUCGAGGGGGUAUACGUCCUGACGUACUUUGAUCGCGUUUCCUGCGAACAUUGAAAUAUCUUUUGUGUAGCGCAACCGAUUGUUGACCGAGAUCAGUUCGGUGCCUGCCAUCUCUGUGUGGGCAAUUAGGUUCAACCCCGAGUAGAUUCAAAUUUCGAUUUCUCGUGUUGGGUUUGCAGAAGAAGAAGAAUAAAACCUGGUGAUUGUGGAAGAAUCAAACCUGGUGAAGUGGAAUCGAUGGACAGUGGCGAGUGAUCAAUGAAUAUUGAUUAAGUUUCCGACGUUGCUAUCUGGAUUAUAUACUUCACUGUUCGAGUAUCAAUCAAAUGGGAUUGCUGUUAUUUUUGGGUAAUGGAUUUUUCAAAACCAGACGAACAUCGACGACGGUCGCAUUUGCGAAGGAACAGUCAAAAAUUGCGCCAGAGUGAAUCUGUGUCAGUGAGCUGCUCGGCGAAAUUGCGGAUCUGUCGAGAUCCAAGUGAAAGAAAUAUUCUUGUCAACUUCUUCGUGAACCGGCGAGGAUGAAGCAGCGGCGAAUGGGCGAGGAAAUUCAUAAAUACGUGACUUUACGAGCUAAUGCCAACGCGACACGAAGUGAUUUUGCUGAUUGUCGCUGCCGUCGGAAUCGGUUGGGGAGCUCAGAAAAUGCUAGGAGGAUACCUAAGACACCGCCCCCCAGUUGAGAAGAAGAGGGUCAUUCUUGUCGCCGAAAGCGAGCGAGAACGGUAUUCAAAUUAAAUGGGUGACGUACAAUAAAUCAGCCGUAAUACACAUUCCCAACAUUUUGGAAUGCUUUUGCUUUUCGGUGUUACAGUGCGUGGUAUUGAUACUGAACGUUCGAAACUGUGAUACAAAUUGUAGUGUUGCACAAAAUGAUGAUGACAGCUCGGUAGUAUGCUGCCGUGUUAAACCACACAACCUUGCAAAGCUAAACCUAACCCCAAUCACAAAAAUAACCCCUACUUGAGCCAGACAAAAGAACAUUAUAAAAAUCGAGAAAAAAAAUCCCGUCGGUGGUUCCACAGGACACUAGCCCCACGCAACAAACAUGUAUGGCCAGUCUAGUCUGAGCAAUCUUAACGGAAGUCAGUGCAUGUUCCGAAGCUACCCUUACCUUCCCCAGAACGCCUACUUCCAAACCCAACAACAAAACCAGCCCCGAUCCUCUACCCUCCCAUGACAGUAUAGUCAAACUAGACAGGGCCGUAAAAGCAACUGUUAUUAUUGCAAUAACAACAUCAAUCUUACCUGCACCUGUUUGUCGUCGGGUGCCUUGGGACAGUUUUACUCGACAUCACAGACCCUCAAUUCGGCACCAUCGACAUUACCCCGACGAUCCCGUCCCUCCAACCACUAUAAGCCACUGACGUAUCAACCCCUGGCUUUCAUUCAGCCCCCAUUUCCGUUCCAACAACAACAACAACAACAACCACGUCCAACCGCCAGCAAGGCGACUUCCACCUCCCCACCGACCCGAUACCAGCGGGACAAAGAAACACAAGUCGACGAAAAAAUGCUCGGCAUCCAUAAUACAUCGGAAGGACAUGACUCACCGGCCCUAUCCGCGUCGCCUCCACCGGCGCCAGCCCCGAGACCACCGCCAAUCCGCAACGGUUGCCAGCGGUGUCGAUUUUCGGCUUCGGUGGCAUCCGCGAGCUCGACCCUUAACCGAUCCCAUCCACACCUGGCCAGUGGUAGUGCCAGUAACACCCUGACCCGGGGCAGCACUCACAACAGUAGCCUUCGAAAAGGCGGAUCCGCCGGGCCUAACCACAUAGCAACCAGCACCGGUCAUCUACACACAGCCGUUUCCACGGAACAAACGCAAAACGGCACACAUCUGGGAGGAGGUGGCUACGACCACGGACGCUUGAUCGAGGAGGAGGAUUCCGUCUAUCCGGCGCUGCUCGAGCGAGAGCUACAUUCACUGCACCGGAAUGUUCCUGCUUUACGACGUGCCGGCGUUGACACCACUGCAAUUAGACAGCAUUUCUACCCGGACGGUGGCUGGGGCUGGAUCGUUUGUGGUGUUGCAUUUCUCGCCCAUGUUCUCACGACUGGGUUCCAGCUGUCCUAUGGUUUACUGCUGCUGUACGCGAUACGACACCUGGGCCACGAGGUGAAUACCGAAGCAGGAUGGCUGGGGGCUGCCAGCUGGGCAAUGUCACUAUUUGCGGCCGUCAUUGUUGUGGCCCUGUGUCGUCGAAAGUCAACCCGGUUGACUGCGGUCCUUGGAGGCCUGGUGCUCGCACUGGGAAUUCUGUUCACCUCCUUCGCCACCCAGCUGCACCAGGUAGCGUUCAGCUAUGGAGUGAUAGUUGGCGUCGGUGCCGCUAUGGUCCGUGAGUCAGCCGCCGUAAUGUUGGGCCAUUAUUUCAAACGGCGGAGACAAUUUGUCGAAAUGAUCACGAUGUCGGGCGAAGGUGUCGGUGUGGCGCUGUUCUCUGUGAUACUGAAAGAAGGAGUGGGGAAAAUGGGUUGGCGCCUGGGCCUGCAAGCCGUUACCGGGCUGGUAUCGUUCAGCUUCUUUAUGGGAAUGCUAUAUCGGCCCGCGUCCCUGUAUCAUCCCCAGCGGCGAGCGAUUCUGCAUCUGAAAAACCAGCGGAAGAAGGUGAAGGAGAAGAAAACUCAUGUCCGCACACCAAAGCCACCGUUUCUUGAUUUUACACCCCUGAAGCUGCCGUCGGUGCGGAUGCUGUCGAUUUCGGCAGCUGUGGCCGCGUUCGGGAUCUACUCCCCAAUCUUCUUUCUGUCGCUGCAUGGCUUUGCCGAAGGAAACGACAUGCAGGAUUUGGUGCUGUUGCAAACGUUUCUGGGCCUCUCGAUAGCACUAGGCAUUGUUUUCAGCGGAUCCUCGGUGAAUAAAACGUUGGAAAUUUCGGUGAAAAAAAUCAGAAUAUCUCGUCAAUAUGUUUGCCAGGGCUGUGUUACGCUUGUAUCGCUAUCGUUGCUGGUCCUGUCGGCGGUAACGGACUACCGUGGUCUAUGUUUUUCUACGUGGGCCUACGGCUUAGGUCUCGGUGGCUACCGGUACACACUGAAGAUGCUCGCAGUCGAACGAGUUAGGGGCAAGUACUUCUCCAAGGCUUGGGGUUUCAUCAAAAGUGCCGAAUCGAUACCGGUGCUUUUCGGAGUGCCACUGUGUGCUUUCCUGAACGAUUCGUCCCACCGAUACGGUCGUGCCGGAUACUACGUCUGUGCGGCUAGUGCAGCGAUUUCGGCUAUCAUUCUGUUUUUCGUAGGGUACCCAGAUGGCAAGAGCAUGAAGUAUUCAACCAAUGGAUCGAUAAUAUCGCGCUGUACUGCACCGACCUCCUCAAGUGACUGUCAGCACAUGCUAAACCGUAGCUUUUCAUCGCAGCGUUUCAACAAUCAGUGGUAUUCAAACACGCACAGCACCAAUCUUUCCAGUGGGUGCAACCCCAGUAUUGGAGCAUACAACCGACAGCAGCAGCGUUGUCUUUCGAACCAAUUCAUGAACGGAGGUCUAGCGUUAGGUUCCGCCAACGUCGGAGUAGGAGGAGGAGCUGGUCCGGUGAAUGCGCCGGGUUAUAGCUAUCACAGCCCAUACUGCCAAAGUGCUGGUCAGCCCUAUCAUCACGGUAGACUGCAUAAGAGUUUGUCGUUCGCCUUCCAAACGCCAAUCUUGAUCGAUGAUGAACGUUUCCCGCACGGUGGCACCCGUCAGCCGUCCGCCAUUGACCACGCUGGCCAGUACGCCACCGAUUAUCCGCUCAGAGGUUGCUACUCCAGAUGUGAAGUCCACAACACGGAUCCACUGCACCAGAACGCUCGCCAUCACCGAACUCCAGCCGCCGGAGGCGGCGGUGUUCCCGCAGCAUCGACGGCUUACUUCUGCACCAACGGCCUUCAAAACAAUCCGUCGCGAAGUCGGAGCGUGCCGGAGGGUCUCGCCACUGGCCACCGGACCGCUGCCGAAUGCCCCCUGAAUCACUGCCACUGGACCACCGCCAACGGGACGAACUUUUGCCGGCCAACGCGGCCCGUUCAAGUGGUGGAACAGAUUACCACAUCCGUUUGACUAAAAUUUAGGAUUAUGCGAUUGUUCCUUUGUAUAUCCAUCCAUCUACUGGAGGGACUGUUUUCCUAGCUGUUUCAUCUCUCUACCCACUCACCGUGCACCGUGUAAUACCACAUUAAUCCUCACAUUGCAUUGUAUCAGCACCAAUUAACAUCGCUUCCACAAGCGUCUCAUGAAUCAUUAUCAUUCGCUGUUGUUGCCGACAAGCAUGAGUUUAACGUAGCGUAAAAUAUUCAUGCAGUUGAACAAGAUAGCGAUGAAAAAACGAACGAAAUUUGAAUUUUAAUCAUAUAUAAAUAAUGAAUGUGUUCAAUACACCAAACAAUUAACCGGCGAAGCGGAAGCCGCGAACUCGCGGAUUUUUUAGCGAUUUUCCACGCGCUCAAUUUAAUUAGCGAGUAAAUUAGCGAUUCUAUGCGUACGCGUGGGUGUGUUCCUAUGCGACCUGUUUAUAAUAGAUUUGCGGAGCGUAGACUAGCCGAGUGACGGCACACGGCACGAGAGACGCAAAAGCAUCAUUCUAAAUAAAGUGUAAAUAAUUAUUUUCCAAGAAAGAAAUUAGUUAUCAACUAAAUAGCAAACUCAUUUAUCACUGUCGAACUUUAAUCGGGGUCACGAGUUUCGGGUCUGCGAUAGCGGCAAUUUCUCCAGAGGAAUCGAUUACAGUUCCGCGCAUGGGAGUGUGAGUGUGUGUGCUCUUAACUCGGGGCAAGUUAUCAAUUAAGACUUGACGUGAGUAUGCUGUUAGGUACACUUACUGAAAUGAGGAAAUAAUUGAUUUGAUUUAAAUUUUUUGUUGAAUUUAUUAGCAGUAAAAGACUUAGUAAAUCGGAUUAGGAAAUGCGCCAAAGUGUGACUGUUCUCUCGACUUGAAAUGUUAUUUUGUUAGAUGCUGAUCAGAGAGGAAGGCACGGGGUUGAUUUUAUUUACGAACAAGCUGUGAAUGGAAUACUGAUAUUGAAGCAAAGAGUUUUAUUUAGUAAAGUUAUCAUUUAAAUAA
Molecule: messenger RNA, 5383 nt
Organism: Wyeomyia smithii (pitcher-plant mosquito)
Lineage: Eukaryota; Metazoa; Arthropoda; Insecta; Diptera; Culicidae
Product: monocarboxylate transporter 2-like
Exons: 12
Coding region: 1855-4383 (842 amino acids)
Biological process (GO): transmembrane transport
Molecular function (GO): monocarboxylic acid transmembrane transporter activity
Source: RefSeq, a predicted model, not a curated record